GACACACAAAAAGGAAAAUAUUUUUAUACCACUGUUCUUGUGACCUUGUCUUUUGGAGCAUUGAGGAAAUCAUACAGAAUUAGAUUCUGCUCUGGUUACAACUAUUGAAUAAUACAUUGCAAACAGCCUCUGGUCUGUCAUCAGUGGGGCAAUAGUCACUUGCAAGGGUAAUUCAGAGCUGGUUGAGGUCUCUCCCUGUUUCACUUGAUGCAGAAGAAACAGAAGCAUCUGAAGGGCUGGGAAAAGUAAAGAAGGGAAAUUUCUCUGCCUGGCUUUUGAUCUCAGCUGUGAGUGCUCAAGGGAGGCCUGACCUGGGAUGGAUUACUGACUUGAGCAAAGCUAUGUACCUGGAUUACCUUUGCUGUGUUACCAUUAAGCAAGAGGGAUGACUCAGAUACCUGCUGACUACCUGUCAACCACCAGCUCCUACAACUAUGAGCAGCCCCUUACUUCUGUGGCUCGGACAAGCACUGUCACCAAGGUACUCCCAGCCAAAAAAAUAACCUUCUUCAAGAGUGGAGAUCCUCAGUUUGCAGGAGUCAAGAUGGCCAUCAACCAGCGAAGUUUCAAGAGCUUCAGUGCACUCAUGGAUGACCUCUCUCAUCGGGUCCCACUGCCAUUUGGGGUACGGACCAUUACCACCCCACGAGGAAUACAUUGCAUCAGUGAGCUGGACCAACUAGAGGAUGGAGGAUGUUAUCUUUGCUCCGACAAGAAAUAUGUCAAGCCUAUUAGCAUUACUUCUGGGGGACACAGGCCAGGCCCUCCACGAAACGGCCGUCCCUCCAGUACCUUAAGAAGAACAGCUCAGGAGGGCAAGCUUGAAGAUUAUUCCACACCUUUCACUCAGCAUGGCCCCAGAAUACCAAAGAAGAUCACACUAGUUAAGAAUGGAGAAAGUGGUUUUCGUCGUUCAAUCAUUUUGAACCGCAGAAAUGCCAGGAGUUUCAAAACACUCCUGGAUGAGAUUUCUGAGAUCCUGCAGUUCCCAGUGAAGAAGCUCUACACUGUUGAUGGGAAGAAGAUCGACAGCAUGCAGGCUCUGCUUCACUGCCCCAAUGUGCUGGUGUGUGUUGGUCGGGAGCCAUUCAAACCCGUACUGAUGGAGAAUUUGAGGAAACACUCAGUGGAGAAGCUGCCUAACCUGGCUCCCCGUUCCAAUGGCAACAAUGUCAAAGAAAACAAUGAAGAUAAUGGUGUACCUUUCUCAAACAGUUGCUUGCAUUCAAAACCUGGGGACCUGGUCCAUUCCUUGGUCAAUGAUGACAUAGAAAAGCGGGUACAUGUGAACAAGGAUGGCAGCUUGUCUGUUGAGAUGAAAGUCCGCUUCCGUUUGCUAAAUGAUGAGACUUUGCAGUGGUCCACCCAGAUCAAAAAGUCCAAUCUGAUGAACCAGAUGCCUUGCGAAGAGUCAGGUGUAGGGGAAGACAAUGGAGUACACCCCAUAGAGAAAAUGAACCCAGAAGCCAGCUCAGAGGCAGAUGAGUCAUUAUAUCCCUGUGAUAUUGAUUCUUACAUGUCGAAACUUGAGGAAUCGGAAUGUGAUGAGGCUCAUUGUCAUAGCUGUGGAAAGAAACACCAGGACUAUGACAUUUGGAAAAACCCCAUGCACACAUCCCAGAGGGGAGAGCCCAGUGUACGAAGCACCUGGCACACACGGUCAUCAUGCUCCAGCACAUCUUCCCGAAGGAGAGUAGUCCACAAAAAAAUGGCUUCUGUGGAUAGCCUCCGCACCACAUCCAGUGAGGAAUUCUCUGAGCACAUUGUGCAAGAGUCCUCAUCCUACUCAGAGACUAUAGAGAACAGAGUAGCAUAUCGAUCCAUUAAAAAGUGCACGUGUCAAAGUGAUUUGUCAACAGGUGCUUCCAAUGGAGAAGACCAGCAAGAAUACACUCAAACAAGCACAAGCAAUAGUCAGAGACCUUCAUCCUUGGGUAUAAUGUCACAUUCAAGCUGUGAAAACAACCUGGAUACUCAAGAAACCCCUGAAGACCAUGAGGCCAGCAAAACCAAUUCACAAAAUGAAGAUGAAACUUGUUUUGAAGUCUCCUCUGUGAAGUGCUUAAAGGAUGGUGGGGAAGAGGUUGAAAGCAGCAGAGUUGGGAGUGCCAUGUCAAGGUCAUCUCUGCAGUCCAGAAAGAGCAAGAAGAAUGUAUGUGAGGAAACAAGUAGUGUGGAUAGGAGCACGUCCUCCUCAAGCCUUCAGAAGGCAAAUCAAGACAGUAACACUAGGUCUUCCACUCCUGCCAAUAGUGUGCACAGCAAGUCUAGUAACUGUACUGCACCAAGAGCAAAGAGUGAACAGGAUGACCAUUCUGAUGACAAUGCAGUGAUCUCCUCCUUCUCCAGUGAGUCCAACCCAAAGAAAGAGGCUGAAGAGGUUGAAGCAGAGGAAGAAGAAAAUGAAAUCAAUGAAGUCAGCUCAGUGUCAGCAAAAUCAAAGCCCAGUCAAUUGAUUAGAGAUGAAAGCAGUGAAGGGAAGCCAAAGAGCAAAAAAAUUCGUUCAACCAUGUUCAAGAAUUCCUCCAUUAGCAGCAUAGGUACUGCUUCAGUGAUGACCCCACGAAAAGAGCACAAAGAAAUUGUUGAUUCCUCCAAAGCAACUUCCUAUGGGUCUAAAUCAGCUGGAGCUGAAAUAGAUGAUGAGAAGAGUAAAGAGAUUGAUGUUUCUUGCAAUAAAAAAGUAGAGGAAGAGUUAGAAGGCAUGGACAUGCAGGAGGAAGGGAGUGAACUAGUGCCAUCUACUCUACCAAAUACAUCUCCAGAAGAGGUUGUGCAAGAAUGGCUGAGUAAAAUCCCUUCAGAAACAUUGCUUAUGAAAUAUGAAAUGGAGGAUAAUGUAGAAGAGGAAUGUAUGGAGGCAACCACUGAGGUAUCAUAUUGUACAAAUGCUGAGGAAAUCUCAGAGGAUGAAAAAGCUGAGAAAAAGGAGGAGGCUGAAAAUGAGGCAAAGGAUGAAGUAGGAAAAGAGGCAGCAGAAGGUACAGCUAUUAAUGAAGAGGCUGAAGAAUGCAUGAAUCAGGAACAAAUCUCUGAGGUUGUGUCCGAAGCUGACAAAGCUGACCAGGCAGAAUGCAGCCAGUCAGCUACAUCCCAACAAAAUAGCAACAGAAGAGACCUGCCAACCACUGUCCAGACUUCAGUCCAGAUCAUGAAGGCCUUGCUUAGUUCAAAACAUGAAACAAAAUUUGACCGAUCGAACAGUUUGCCUGAAGUGUCCCCUACUAUGGGGAGGAAACUGAGUAACUCUGCCAGUAUUCUGAUUACUUGUCUUGCCAGUCUCCAGCUCCUUGACGAAGAGUCAGAAGGUCCAUCAGAUAAAUCAAAAUGUUUGAAUAAGCCAAGGUACAUGGAGCUGCUAAAUGUUUUUCAAGCCCUGUGGUUUGAAUGCGUACCUGAAAAAAGUGGCCCAUGUUCAGAUCAAGAAGCGUGUGAACAGGCAAAGACAUCCUCAGCGUUUAAAGCCCCCAAAUCUGUAGAUUAUGACUUCACUCCCAUGUCCUCUUCUGGGGUUGAUGUUAACAGUGGUUCUGGUGGCUCAGUGGAAGAGAAUACAGCUGGUGCCAGAGACUGCACUUUGGCGGCACAGAAAACUGCUGAAUUCAAAUCAUCUGGACAAGUGGAAAAUGUAGAGACUGGCACUGAACUGACUGAGGCUGAGAAGCAAAGUCAAAAGGAAGAGCAGUCAUCCCGACCUUCAACAGCCUGCUCAAAAUCAAAGGCUGAGGAAAAAGCACAGUCUACUAGAGAGAACUCUCUAAUUCAAGAGGCAGAAGAGAAUAAGGAGGACCAGUGCAGUAACUGUGAACAUGGUCAGGAGGAAGAGGGAGACAAUGAAGACAAAGAAAACCGCAAAUUAACUGAAAAUGGAGAACAAGAAGAAUCUGAAGUUGUGAACGAUGAACUCCCAAAAGAAAAUCUUGAAGAAGAAGCUGAUCAGCUAGCCGCUACUGACAAUACAAAUGUCAAUGAUGCUGACUGUGGAACAGAGCUGAAAGACUAUUUGGAAGAGCAGCUUGAAAAAGAGUCUCCAAAUGACCCAGAACCCAAAGUUGAUACAGCCACCAGUGUGGGCACAUCCUUUGUUCAGCAAAACUCAAUGGAUCCAGACCCAGUUUGGGUCCUGAAACUACUCAAGAAAAUUGAGAAGGAGUUCAUGGCUCACUAUGUCAGUGCCAUGAAUGAAUUCAAAGUCAGGUGGAACCUGCAGGACAACCAACAAAUGGAUGAAAUGAUAUUGGAACUGAAGGAGGAAGUGAGUAAAAGGAUACAAAAAAGCAUAGAGAAGGAGCUGAGAAAGAUCAAAACCAGAGCAGGGAAGAAGCUGCCAAGACCUCCGGAUGAACCUCUCAGACGAGAGUCAACACUCCAAACUGAGCAGAGGAGACUGCGAUUGCAAACUAUGCAUAAAAAGUCACACUUCAGUGACAAGAAUGGAAACCAGACUAGGCUAGAAGACACAUCAGACUUAUCUUUUGAUGUAGAUAAAGAUACAGCAUUCAGUGAAGCUUUUGAGGCCAGUAUUAGUAAACAAACAAGUGAGGAGGAAUACUGCCCAUGUGACUCUUGUGUGAGGAAACAAAUGGCUUCCAAACCCACAAGAAAUCCAGUGGUGGCCACCAAUGCCCCAGUCAUGAAAGCAUUUGAUUUACAGCAAAUCCUGAGGUUAAAGAAAAAUUAUAAUGAGGAAGCCUGUGUCUCAGAAGCAGCCCAAGACAACAAAACAACUCCCAGUAGUUCUGUGGAAGAAGCAACAGAGAAUGGCAAUCCAAAUGAGGAGAAUGACGAAGGUGAAACGGAAGUGGAGGGCAAUGAAGAAAAGGAGCCAGAAUUAAAUGAAAUGGGCAGCUCAAUGUUGAAUGGAGGUGAAGGAUCUGAAAUAUCAGAAAAUCAAAACUGUGAGGUGGAGAAUGAAGUUAAAGAUGAAGAAACCAAUGAAGAAGAAAAGAAAGAAGCAGAAGUGGAGGAAGAAGCAAAAGAGAGAGAAGAGGAAGCAAAAGAGAAAGAGGAGGAAGAGGAAGAAGAGGAGGAAGAGGAAGAAGCAAAUGAAGAGGGAGAGGAAGGGAAGGAGGAAGAGGAAGAAACAAAAGAAGAAGAGGAAGACAUGAAGGAGGAGGAAGAAGCAAAAGAGGAGGAAGAGGAAAAAGAGGAAGAAGUAAGCAAGGAGCAUGAUGAAGCAAAAGAAGAGGAAGAAUCAAAACAAGAGGAGCAGGAAGUAGAAGAGGUAGAAAACCCCAAAGAGGAGGAGGAGGAAGAAGCAAAGGAAGAGGAGGAGGAAGUUAAUGGAGAAGAGGAAGAACAAGAAGAAACUCAAAAUGAAGAACAGGAAACUGAAGCUGACAAUGAUGCUGAAGAAGAAGAGGAUGAGGACAUUGGGGCUGAUAAUGAGGAAGAGACAUCUGAAUGCAGAGGAGAUGCUGACGGCUCUGGAACUGUCAACAGUCCUGAAGGAAAUGCUGCAGAAGGAAGUGAAGCUGAGCAGCAUGAAGCUGAAGCAGAGGAAGAUGCAAAUCCAGAAUCAGAUGAGAUGUGUUCAGAUAAGGAGAAAAACAACAGUGAAGGAGAUGACAAAUGUGAUGAGAAUUUUGAGAAACCUACUAGUGAUGACCCUGACAAGGCACAUGAAAAGCAUGAAUUGAAACAGGUGAAAGGUAACAAGGUUUCUGAGAGAGCCUUAAAGGCCAAAGAAAGAAAAAGCAAUAAAAGGCUAGGGACUCUGAACAAAGCAGCUGCCUUUUCUUGUUAUUCUUCUGUAGGAAACUUCUCACAGCAAUCUCAGAAGGGGUCUGAAGAUGAAGAAGAAUGCAAAGAUGACAAUAACUCCAUGAGCAAUCUUCCUAAUGGAGAAGUGCACAGUGAUGAGAGCAGCAAACCCUCACAGAUGUAUCCUGACAGCGAGGAAGAAGAGGACAAAGCAUCUUCAUGCACUGAUCCUUUGGAAGAUGAGGACCAGGUAGACGUUGAAGGGGCAGAUCCAAAGGAGGUUGAACAUACUGAAAAUGUUCAGGCUUCUAAAAAGAAAGAAGACUCUAAUGAGAUUGGCCAGGAUGACCUGGACUUCUAG
Molecule: messenger RNA, 6064 nt
Organism: Pezoporus flaviventris
Lineage: Eukaryota; Metazoa; Chordata; Aves; Psittaciformes; Psittacidae
Gene: RP1L1
Product: RP1 like 1
Exons: 7
Coding region: 386-6064 (1892 amino acids)
Biological process (GO): retina development in camera-type eye; photoreceptor cell development; intracellular signal transduction
Cellular component (GO): axoneme
Source: RefSeq, a predicted model, not a curated record